This is a messenger RNA of Fomitiporia mediterranea MF3/22, 922 nucleotides long. RefSeq lists its product as uncharacterized. Gene Ontology annotation, cellular component: cytoplasm. The record is from RefSeq and is a predicted model, not a curated record. The transcript is spliced from 2 exons. Lineage: Eukaryota; Fungi; Basidiomycota; Agaricomycetes; Hymenochaetales; Hymenochaetaceae. Bases 32 to 775 code for a protein of 247 amino acids.
GUAGGCUUACUCUCGACUAGCACUUGUUACAAUGAUUACCUUCUAUGAUAUCCCGUCGAGGCUUUCGCCGCAGGCCUGGUCACCGAGCACGUUCAAGACCAGAUUGUCACUCAAUUAUAAGGGCAUUCCGUACAAAACAGAGUGGGUCGAGUACCCAGAUAUCGAACCUACCAUGAAGAGAAUCGGCGGUGCUCCAACAAGCAAGAAGGCAGACGGCCGUGACCAUUACACUCUCCCAGCGAUUCACGACUCAGUGACGGGCAGAGUAAUCACGGACUCCACUGCUAUCGCGGAAUACCUUGACGCGACGUAUCCCGACACCCCAGCACUCUUCCCACCGGGUACCAAGGCCGCUAUCGCGACACUAGAACACAUAUUCAUGCAGAACAUCAAGACGACAAUAUUUCCUAUCAUGAUGUUUGAGACGCACGGUAAACUCAACCCAGCGAGCCAGGCUUAUUGGCGCGUUGCUCGGGAAGCGGCAUUUGGGAAGAAGUUAGAGGAAUUAGCGCCACCUGGUCCAGGACGUGAUGCAAUGUUGAAGCAGCUCCUGGAGGGUCUGGAUACUGCUGCGGGAUUUUAUGACAGGAAUGGAGAAGGGGUACAAUUCUACUUCGCUGAUAAAUUCUCAUUUGCGGAUGCUAUCGUCGUUGGUUUCUUGAUUUGGAUCAGGGCCAUUCUAGGUGCAGAGAGCGACGCAUGGAAAGCGAUAUCGACACGGAAUAACGGACGAUGGGGAAAAUUGGUCGAAUCGACACAGAAGCUGCAAGUAUGAUGACGAGUUGACUGUGGUACAGUGAGUUGUUAAAUAUAAGAUAUGUCAGAAUAACACUAGAUCAGGAUUCGAAUAUCCUACGGAUUCCUACCAUCCCAUGAGUAGAUGUGAAUUUGUAUAUUCCUACUUUCGGAUAUGACACUAUUA